AUGCGGUUUAUUGUAACUCUGUUUACUGCCCUCUUCACGUUUAACCAUUUAGGCCGGGCCCUUCAGUACCAUGGCGCGGAUUUCAGCUCUCUUGUUAACCUUGAAAAGUCCGGGAUCGUCUACAAGGACUCUAGCUCCGCCCAGGGAGCUAAAUUUGAAACAAUCCUUCAUAACCAUGGAGUAAACCUGGCUCGUAUCAGAAUUUGGACUAGCACCAACGAUGCCGACUACAGUCUGAACUAUGGUUUGGCUUUGGCUAAACGUGCUGUCGCUGCUGGAAUGGAAAUCUUUGUUGACCUUCACUACAGCGAUACUUGGGCCGAUCCCGGAAAACAAGCAAUUCCAAGUUCGUGGCCCAAAGACCUCAACAGUUUGAACACUCAGAUAUACACGUACACAAUGAAUCUCGUUAACUCAUUCUCGGCACAAGGGACUCCUAUCAAAUUCAUUGAAAUUGGAAAUGAGAUCAACAGCGGAAUUUUAUGGCCUAUUGGCCAAAUCUCAGUCAACGGAUAUGCUGGGCUUUCUGAGCUUCUCCACUCAGCUGCUAGUGGAGUACGUGCGGCGUCCUCUUCAACCAAAAUUAUGAUCCACCUUGCCAAUGGAUGGGAUUCAUCAAGCAUCUCCUCUUUUUAUUCUCAAAUAUUUCUCCCAGGAAAAUUAUCUACCUCGGACGUGGAUGUCAUGGGCUUCUCCUUCUACCCAUUUUACGGAACAGGAGCAACGCUGAACAACCUUAAAUCGAGCCUUCAAAACAUCAUAAACAAAUACGGAAAGGAUGUGAUGGUCGUUGAAACAGAUUGGCCUACCUCAUGCCCGGGAGUAGCUUUAAGCGAGCCCUCGGUACCGGUCUCUGCUGCAGGUCAAUCCACAUGGGUAGCAGAUAUCAGGAACGUUCUUUCUGGAUUGUCGGGAGGUCAUGGACUUGGAAUUGUCUAUUGGGAACCUGGUUGGAUUGGAAACGCCAACUUGGGAUCAAGCUGCGCUGAUACACUGCUUGUUGAUAGCUCUGGCAACACACGUAGUAGUAUAUCAAUGUUCUCGUCUUCCAUGUAA
Molecule: messenger RNA, 1056 nt
Organism: Psilocybe cubensis
Lineage: Eukaryota; Fungi; Basidiomycota; Agaricomycetes; Agaricales; Agrocybaceae
Exons: 6
Coding region: 1-1056 (351 amino acids)
Biological process (GO): pectin catabolic process
Molecular function (GO): glucosidase activity
Source: RefSeq, a predicted model, not a curated record